Messenger RNA from Mucor velutinosus, 1014 nucleotides. RefSeq lists its product as uncharacterized. NCBI's taxonomy places the organism in Eukaryota, Fungi, Mucoromycota, Mucoromycetes, Mucorales, Mucoraceae. Bases 1 to 1014 code for a protein of 337 amino acids. Gene Ontology annotation, molecular function: DNA-binding transcription factor activity; protein dimerization activity. The transcript is spliced from 5 exons. The record is from RefSeq and is a predicted model, not a curated record. Gene Ontology annotation, biological process: positive regulation of transcription by RNA polymerase II. Gene Ontology annotation, cellular component: RNA polymerase II transcription regulator complex.
AUGAGUCAACAGCGUACUAUACCUUCUUCUUCCUCUGCUAAUACCACCACUACUACUAACGAAUUUCAACCAUCUAAUUUCAACAUCUCUACCUAUCCUGCUCCUCCUCCUCCUCCAGCACCUGUAGCCAAGCUUGAUCUUCCUGAUCAAUCGAUUGUAUAUCCAGGUGCUUCAUUUUACGUUUCUCCAAUGACAACUACUCAACCUUCACCUUCUAAUUCUUCUUAUUACUACGACAGUCAGUAUCAACAUCAACAGUUUAUUCAGCAAAAUAGUCCUGAUUCAACCUUCAUGUCGUCCUCUCCACCUGCUCAUCCACCUUCUCAUCACCAUCAGCCCACUAGAAUUAACACUUGCUCGCCCUCUUCCAUCAUGAUUCAAGACCCACCCAUGUUGGUUGCUUCUUCCUCUUCAACCACAACAACAUCUACCAUGUCUUCUUCGUCUGUGGAUUUCUUGAAUGAGGCAUUUGCAAAGGCAACUUCUUUACCCGAAUCCUUUUAUCCGGAAUUCUUGCAAUACUCAAAGGAAACCUACGAGCAAUCUACUGGCGGUGGCCCCAAUCGUAAAAAGCAAAGAAGAUGUGCUGAAAACAAGGAUAAUGAUCAAGCCAAGUUCGAGUCGCAACCUCAACAACAACCUCAACAACAGCAACAACAACAAAAUGAAGCUGAAGGUGAAUCUGAUGAGAAUGAAGAACAUAACAGCAACUUGACCUCCACCGAGCUUCGAAGACAAAUUCACAUCCAGUCUGAGCAAAAGAGAAGAGCUCAAAUCAAGGAUGGCUUUGAAGAACUGAGAAACGAAUUGCCUGCCUGUUUGAAUAAAAAGAUGAGCAAAGUUGCCUUGUUGCAUCGCACUGUUCAACAUAUUCAGCAUCUAAAAGACACUCAAAUGUCCAUCUUGUCCGAAUUGGAACGACUUGUUCAUGAGAACGAGCAACUUCGCAAAUUCCAAGAAGGUGUCCUUCAGAAACAAGCUUUGGAGAACAUGUACACCAUGACAAACAUGUAA